AUGACCACUGAAAUGUCUGAACGGGCAAACAAGUUCAAAAAUCCGGUACUGUUUUUGGGGGCCAAUGAGUCCGACUAUAAUACUAUUGCUUGGAAUUUGAUGAUCGAGAAUAUGGGCGAAAAAAUAAGUAGCCAACCGAUCGUAGAUCCACAGUCACCGCAGCAAAAAUAUUUGGUUGGAUUUGAACGCCGAUGCUUUUUGGAAGUACCCGAAGGCGGUUAUAUUGUCGGAGUCGAAGACUGGCCGGACGGUAUCAGAGAGAUUGAGUACCGACACCGAUACGAACAGUUGCAUCGGGCAAUUGUCAAACAUCAGAUGCCCGAACGGAACCGAUACACUGGUCCUCACUCGUAUGAGUUACCGCCCGAAGUGAAGUGGCUAAACAAAAUUAUAUUGAAUAUCAAUACGGAUAUAAUUACAAUCGUAGAUCGACUGACAGGUCAACCUAUACAUCAUCCCGAUAGAUACGAACGGGACAUCCAUAUCGAUAUUGUUGACAAUACACCACAGAUUAGACAGGCCUACAGUGAACUGAUUGGGCAACGGUUCGUUGAAAGUGGACACUCUAUUCGGCCAAAAGAAUUCAAUUUUAGCCGAUUUUCGGGACUACCACUGGAUCCGUUGAAUCCGGCCUUCGACACAAUUAUCGAAAUGUUCAAAAUAUCGCCGCCAGCCUAUCCGCCCGUCAAGAUUCAGACCAAUCAAUCGGGCGAUCAGUAUCGGCUGUUUUAUUUGCCACAGUCGAUACGUUUCAAACGACAACUAUACGAUAAUACCGGCGCUGUCACCGUCGGCCAAGAUAUUAUCGAUUUGAAUCUGUUGACUGUCUUCAACAAAUAUCACAUCCAUCCGAUUACCUAUAAAACUGUUUACAACGAUACGGCUAUAUAUCCGACCCCAGCCGACGACCAUAAUUUUAAACAAUUUAAACUAAUAUUAAACAAUUGUAAAUUUAAAUUCCCGGAAUACGAUUGGUGGUGGCGUUACCCGAAUCCCUAUCUCGACAAACAUCGACUUACGAAUGUCGAAAACAUACGGCUAGGAGUUGAUGGACACUUCUACGAGAAAUCAGGGAGCCGAUCUAUGUUAUUUUAGCCGAAAUCAGGCCA
Messenger RNA from Oppia nitens, 1109 nucleotides. RefSeq lists its product as uncharacterized. The transcript is spliced from 2 exons. NCBI's taxonomy places the organism in Eukaryota, Metazoa, Arthropoda, Arachnida, Sarcoptiformes, Oppiidae. The coding region runs from base 1 to 1095 and encodes 364 amino acids. The record is from RefSeq and is a predicted model, not a curated record.